GUAUUAUUUACAAUGCCUACAUGAUGAGGAUUAACGGGAAUAUAACAAAGGAACGAAGUCACAAUUUUGUUAAACAAAACGGUAAUACCUUCAAAAACGUGAAAAUAAAAGGAUAUUUCCGUUUUUCUAUAUUCAUCCCAAACAGCGCCUGGUUUCUUAGAGCAUUUAGAAGAAAGCUGCGAUUUAAAUUUUUGCUGGCUGGGUGCAUCGUCUUAUUUUUGCUAUACGGUGUUAUAUUUGCAUCGAUCAUUGAGAACAUAGAAGACCAACACCAAUUCAGCGAACGACCAAUUAGUCCAUUCUGUACGAUCUACCCAGUAAAAAAACAAAAUAUUCCUCCAAAACCAAAGAUCAUCAAAAUUCUGGUAUGGACACAUAUGCCUAACAAGCAUUUAUCUAAUGAAUAUAUGCUAGGAUGUCCACAGAAAAAUUGCAGAUUUGUUGCCGAGAGCGAUGCACUGUUAUCAAAACUAGGUGCAAAAUUCAUAUCUCCUGUAGAUAAAUUUAAAUUAAAUUUGAAGCUGUUGCAGCGAGCCAAUGCUGUUGUAUUUCAUGCUCUUUCCAGAGAAUUUAAAAUAGGAGCUAUACCUCCCAUUAGACCUUACUGGCAGAAAUGGCUGUUCACUACUGUGGAAGCUCCAAGAUACGACUUUCACAAACAUGCCAAAUAUGCAAAAUGGAACCAUUUGAUCAAUUUGACAGUAACAGUUAGAUCAGAUGCAAGCAAACAGUUACGUUAUGGCUAUUACAAAAUGUUAGAAAAUGAGAAAAUAUUUAAACUACCAUCCUAUUCUAACAGGACUCUACCAAUUGCGUGGGUUGCUAGCCAUUGUACCACUGAGUCACGCAGAGAACAGUUUGUACGUAAAUUAAAAGAACACAUCCCCGUAGAUUCAUACGGACGGUGUGGAACAAUUACAUGUCCAGAGAACUGUUUCGACCAUAUAGAAAACAAUUACAAAUUUUAUCUGGCGUUAGAGAACAGUGACUGUCCUGAUUACAUCACCGAGAAAAGCUGGAAGAAUUCCUUCUCUCGCAAUCUUAUCCCUAUCGUAAGGGGAAGCCUCAACGGCUAUGCCAGAUACCUCCCACCUGGAUCGUUUAUACACACUGAUAGUUUUCCCUCGAUUAAGCAUCUCGCUGACUACUUAUGGAAAGUUUUCAACAAUCAAACCUUAUAUGAGUCGUACUUUAAAUGGAAAGACCGCUAUGAGGUGGUUACUAGGAAUAUUUAUAGUGAUGCGUGCACAAUAUGUACGUUGCUUCAUGACACUUGGGAUGUAAAACAAUCAUGGGAAAUAGAUGGUUGGUGGUCGCCACAUCAAUGCAAAAACAAUCAUACUGAUUUUCUAAGCUAGCAUUCGCGAAUUCAAUUGACAACUGUCGACUGACGACUUGACUGCGAUUUGAUUGUUAUUUUGUAUAGUACACGUACGUACUGCUGUUCAUAUUCUUAUUUAAAUUUGACUGUGGAAUGGCGGUCAAGUUGUCAGCCGACAGUUGCACUAUCGCAAACUAUUUCGAUACGUUUUUGUUUUUCCAUGAUUUCACAAGAUAUAAGCAGAAUCACCACAACCCUUUUUGCACAAACGUGUUUCAGAGUCUUAGGUUUUAGAAAAUCCAAGCUUUUGCGAAUGUAUUUCCUUGUAAGAUUGCAAAAUCAUCAAUAUACUUCCUCACUAAAGUAACGUUUAAUGAAUGGGCUAAAAAGUGCAGCAUUCCUGAAAACUAUGAAAAUUAUGUUAAUUUAACGGGAUUUCAGCAUGAUAAUUCUCUAGUGAAAUUAUAAAUUAUGUUUACACGCUCAGUUGAUAAAGUUAGCAACACAAAGAACAACACCAACACACUGAACGAAAAUAAAGGUGUAACAAUGAUACGCGUACGUAAUUAUAUGUUACUUUAUGGGUUCAUCAUUUAUUUAUUGAAUACUGUAAAAUAAAUGUUCAUAGGUAGG
Messenger RNA from Owenia fusiformis, 1954 nucleotides. Lineage: Eukaryota; Metazoa; Annelida; Polychaeta; Sabellida; Oweniidae. The record is from the annotation of a GenBank genome assembly.